Caenorhabditis elegans is the source of this 1323-nucleotide messenger RNA. RefSeq names its product Peptidase metallopeptidase domain-containing protein (gene zmp-5). Gene Ontology annotation, biological process: proteolysis. Bases 106 to 1323 code for a protein of 405 amino acids. Gene Ontology annotation, molecular function: zinc ion binding; metalloendopeptidase activity; metallopeptidase activity. The record is from RefSeq and is marked reviewed. Gene Ontology annotation, cellular component: extracellular matrix. The transcript is spliced from 12 exons. Lineage: Eukaryota; Metazoa; Nematoda; Chromadorea; Rhabditida; Rhabditidae.
ACAAGCGUUUUGCCUUCCAUGACGAAUUGCGCCCAGCCUCUAACCCGCUAAUUACCAUAGACCGUUGACCUUACUCUUGGUCCAAGUUCUCAUCGUAAUCCGAUUAUGACCGUUUGGCGGCGGUGGUGGUACCUCUACAUCUUAUCUGGAUUCAUCAUCAAUAACGUAAUGUUAGAAUCGAAAUCGCGUGUGAAGCGGUAUUCAAUUGAAGGAUCAUACUGGGGAAAGAGCGUUAUAACGUACCGAUUAAAGCAACCCAGUCAACGGAUGAGUUUGAGCCAACAAAAAGCAGUAUUUGCAAGAGCAUUCGCGACAUGGGAAGAACACACUCGUCUCUGGUUUGUCGCCGUGGAUGAUGAAGAUGAGCAGAAAGCCAACAUUGAUAUCGUUUUCGCCGCCGGCGAUCAUGAAGACGGAGAGCCGUUCGAUGGGAAAGGAAACAUUCUAGCUCAUGCAUUUUUUCCCAGAUACGGAGGAGAUGUGCAUUUUGAUGAAGACGAACUAUGGAGCGCCAACAAAACAAAAGGUGUUGACUUAUAUGCAGUGGCAGUUCAUGAAAUAGGCCAUUCCCUGGGCUUGAAGCACUCUUCAAACCACUUAUCCAUUAUGGCUCCGUUCUACAAACAGUACACGGGAGCAGUUAUGCAUCUCCAUCAAGAUGACAUUUCUGCUGUAAAACGGUUAUACGGGGCACCAGUAAAAAUACGAAAAAAAGCGUCAGAACAUCACAUUUGGAGAUCUGAACUGUGUACUAAACCGUACCUUGAUGCAGUUACCACAUUGAAGAACGGAACAAUUUUGGCGUUCAGAGGUAAGAUGUUUUUUGAACUGAAGACAACACGAAAAUGGCUGUUGCCAAGGAAAAUAAAUCGCAUUUUUCCAUUUGAGGGUCCAUUAGAAGCAGCUACCACCGAUAGACAUGGGAAUGUAUAUUUUUUCAAAAAAGACACAUACUGGGUGAUGACGAAACACGGGGAUAUGAUGAACGGGUAUCCAAAGAAGAUUUCACAGGGACUCACAGACACUCCUGAUGGAAUCAAUGCAGCUUUAUAUUACCAUGAAGAUGGAAAACCAUAUUUUUUCAAAAAAUCUUAUUUCUGGCAAUAUUCUCGUUACGGAAAACACAAGUUAUGGCCGCGUGCAAUUGUGUCGAUUUUUGAAAAUCAGAAUUCACCUCCUGAAAUUGAUGCUGCAUUCCAGUUGAAUAAUACUUCGUCUUUUCUGUUUCAUCAAAAUAAAUAUUGGAAAGUUAGCGGAGAUCCGAUGCGGAUAGAAAAAGGAUUUCCAAGGUCUCUAUCAAGAGAUUGGUUUAAUUGUCUCUGA